Cryptomeria japonica (Japanese cedar) is the source of this 9411-nucleotide messenger RNA. RefSeq lists its product as uncharacterized. The coding region runs from base 334 to 8886 and encodes 2850 amino acids. Lineage: Eukaryota; Viridiplantae; Streptophyta; Pinopsida; Cupressales; Cupressaceae. The transcript is spliced from 31 exons. Gene Ontology annotation, cellular component: nucleolus; 90S preribosome; small-subunit processome. The record is from RefSeq and is a predicted model, not a curated record.
GAAUAAAUCAUAAUUGCAAAGCCCCCCUAAAACCCUAGUCUCAACGCAACACGCUUUUUGAACUCAAGAUCUAUAAAUAUCGAACAAUACCGAUUUCAGAUUUUGAAGCAUUUAUAAUUUAGCGAUACCGCAACUCAUCGUCAAGGGCAAAAGCUCAGAGGAGUACGAGUGGUUCAGGAGGUAUUCCUGUCAAACAACUUCAAGAGAACUUGGCCGUUUACAUAUGAUGAUUACAAUUCUGUACUCUGAAAUUGGCUACUUGUAAGAGUUUUGAGGUAUUAGACUUGGACACUCAAGCUCAAAGAAGAAAUCUGAACUCGCUCAUCGAUAAAAAUGGAACAAUCUGUCAAGGGACUUAACAAAGGGCCUGGUGGGAGGCGCUUUGUGUUCAAGAGCUUUGCUCAGCGCCUUGAAGAGGUCGAUGUCGAUGUAUUUCGAAGUCUAGAGCCUGUGAAGUUCGAGCCAACUCAGGGAUCAUCAUUUUUCCAUGAAAACCUUGUCCGAUGGCGGGAACUGAAUAGUGCAGCAGAUUUUAUCUCUCUUUACGAGGAAUUAAUGCCAGUGGUACAGACAUUACCUCAACUUUUGCUUCACAAGGAAAUGAUUCUAGCAAAACUUCUUUCUCGGGUUCAUAUGCAGGCGAGGCUGUCCCUUGAACCUAUCCUCAGUUUGAUUGCAAUUCUUUCAAGGGAUUUGCGAGCGGAAUUUAUGCCUUUUCUAUCUCAAAUCAUAGAAUCAUUCGUAAGCCUUCUUAGAUCUGGUGGAGACAGAGAUCCUGAAAUAAUUGAACAGGUUUUCACAUCUAUAUCAUAUGUCAUGAAGUACAUGCAAAAGCUUCUCGUGAAGGAUGUUUCCCAUGUGAUUAACAUAACAAAACAGCUGCGGUGCUACCACCGAGAAUAUGUCCAGGAGUUCACUGCAGAGGCAGUGUCAUUUUUGCUGCGAAAUUCAUCGGUUAAGCAGCUUAUUAAAGGUAUUCAGAAAGUCAUAGGGGAAGUUGCUAUCAAGCCUUCAAAGGAGAAAACAACAGGAUGUAGUGCGUUGCUGUGGCACACAUUGAAGGGUCCAGCUUCAAGGUUUCAUUCCAGAGCUGAGCAAGUUCUUCGCCUUCUCUUGGAUAAAUUGACUUACUCUAAAGCAAUCAAGAAAGGCCAUGGUGUCAAUAUGAUUAUAGAGGUGGUGAUGGGAACUUUUCAACGAUUGUGUGGGGAGCUUAACCGUGAAGAUUUGAGAUUGCUUUGGGAUUGUUUGCUUGAAGAGACAUCUUGCUUGCUACAUAACUCCUGUGUUGAAGGUGUAAAUGAUGUAGAUCCAGAGUCUUUGCAUCAUCUCCCAACAAAGGAACCUCUAGCAGAUACAAUAAUGGAAGAACAGGACAAUGUGUCUUCUAGACAUGCACUAAUGGGCGUGGGAGACAUCAAAAAGAAAGAAGACUUUAUACAUCUUAGUCGUGUCCUAUCAUUACUUAAUGUGAUACUUGAAUUUCAGAAUGGAAGCAAAGUUAAUGAUUAUAAGCAGUUGUUUGCACUUGCUGGUGAACUAGUCAAGUUAUUGAUUAGCUCGCUAUGGACACCAAUAUCAAGGGAGGAUUCUAUUCAAUCAGUUGCCUCAGAGACAUGUAGGUUUUUGCUUGCUCUUGUGCAUAAUCAUGCACGUGUCGGUGGUGUAAGUGUAGGUCCAAUAGCCAUAAUAAAUGUAUCUGUACAAUGGGCUCCUGUGUUUCAAGGGAAAGAUGACUGGCUAUUGCCUUUUAUAAGAGGUUUGCUUGAUGAAGAUUUAAGUGUGAUGUAUCCUUUCAGCCCUUAUAUUAUCAGUGCCUUGGAUAAUUACAUUGAAGCAUCGCCUGCGGAUGUCAUUUCUUUACUGGUGAAAUAUGUUGAUAAAAUACAAACAAAUCCCCAGUAUUUGUCUAAUCUUGGUGGAAAAGAUGGAAAAAUUACAAGAAAUAUCUGUUCAUUUCUGAUACGAGUCAUUGAGACUGCAGCAGAAAAAAUGAAUGCCAGAAAGGUUGAUAAAGAGGAUCUGGACCUUAAUUCUUUAUUGCCAGAAGCACCUAAUACCUGGGGAGCACUUAAGUGCUAUCCGUACUUCUUUUCUUCAGAGGACAAUGCAUCAUUACUGUGGGAAUAUGCUUUGGCUAUAGACAAGUUUUUGAUAGCUGAAACAGAAAAUGUCAAAGAUCAUUCAAGGAAACUGUGGGAGUCUAUGAUAGGAUCUACGUUAAGAUCUCACUUGAAGUUACUGAGAGCUAACACUCCCAUUCUGUCAAAGCACAUGUGUGACUACAUAAACUUUGCAAGACGUUACAGGUUAUCACCUCAUGUUUUAAGUGCAGUAGCUGACUUCUUGGAUGCUGUUCUUGGGUCAACAGAAUGCAUCAAUAACAAAGAUAAGAAAUACCAUUUAGAGCUUAGAAUUGAUAAAACUGCAAAUGCUUUGAUUCUAUUCACUGGUAAUUUGGGAAUGCCAGACAAGAACUUGAGGCUUUCAACUUUAAGACUUUUAAGCCACUAUGAACCAUUUUGUGUCCCAAAAUCUGAGAUUGUAGAAAGACCAGACAAGCGAAGGAAGAUUGAAGGAGUUAAAACCAAUGAUGAGGCUUCCGAUUCUUGCAGCAAUGUUAUCCAGCAGAUUCUUUCCAUUGAAACAACCCCUAUGUCCCUUGUUACAAGCAGGCAGGCAACAGUUCUUAUCUCAAAAAUUCAGAUUGAUCUCUGUGCAGGAAGGAUCCCAGAUUUAUAUAUUAGUAUUCUAUUCCAUGGUCUGAUUGGUGUACUUCAUAAUCGGUUUGGACUUUUGUGGGACCCUGUAGUAGAAUGCAUUGUGGUUCUGUUAGAGAGGCAUCAAAAACUCAUAUGGGAUGAUUUUGUGCAUUAUCUCGGAAGAAGCCAAGCAUUGUUCCUUGCAUUGCCUGAGGGUGAACUGAAUCUCAAGUCUAAUGUUUUUGGGGGAUUAAAAGAUUUGGAUGAUCAGUUUAGACAUUUCAUACAUCAUGGUUCAGAAUGCACUGCUGUGGAUAUGGUUGUGAGUCUAUUGAUGCACGUUGCUCAAAAAGUACCAAAGCUGGCAGAGACGAGGUCUCGCCAAAUUAUACCUCUGUUUUUAUCAUUCCUUGGUUACUUUAACCAGGAUAUUGCAAGUGUUAAUGAUUAUGAUGAGAAUAAAUGUAAGGGCAAACAGUGGAAAAACAUUCUCAAAGAAUGGCUGAUUUUGAUCCAGAAAAUGAGAAAUUCAAAGUCAUUCUUUAAAGGUCAUUUUCUGAAGGAAAUUUUGAUCAAUAGGCUUUUAGAGCAAAAUGAUCCUGAUGUGCAGCUUAAAGUCCUUCAGUGCCUUAUGAACUGGAAGGAUGGUUUUCUUCUUCCUUAUGAAGAACAUCUGAAGAAUUUAAUUUCUUUGAAGGAAGCACGGGAAGAAGUAACCACAUGGAGCCUAUCUAAAGAAAGGCAACAAAUUCAGGAUUGUCAUAGGGGAGAAUUGAUCCCCAUAGUUAUACGGUUGUUAAUAUCAAAAGUCAAAAAGAUCAAGGCAAUCUCUUCAAAGAAGUCUGCAGGUGCUCUUCAAAGGAAGGCAGUUCUUUGUUUUUUAGCAAAUCUUGAAGUGAACGAGUUGGCAUUAUUUUUCAGUUUGCUUGUGAAGUCUUUCCAGAGUGCAUUCAUGAAAGAGCAUGUUUCAAUCUAUGGCUCAAAAUAUUCUUGGGAAGUUGCUAUUGAGCAAGGUGCAACAUGGGAUUUUGUUCAAUGGAUCAGCACAGAAAGUGUAGCUUCUAUUCCAUAUAAAAAUAAGUCAGGGUUUUUGCACGUAGUAAAGGAUGUUUUAGAGACAUUCAGUGAAGAACAGGUUACCCCAUACCUUGUUCCGUUGUUAGCAUUAAUUCUUCAUAUAUUGCAAUCCUGUGCACAAAGUCUUGAACAUCAGAAAGAAAGCACCUUCGGUUGCAAUAUUGAACAAGGUAGUGAGGCUUUUGCUGAAUCUAAGAUGACUGAUGUGAUAAUGUUGGAUGAUGCACAUAAUACACAUGCAACUCGGGAAGCAAAUCAACUUAGUGUUGUGGUUUCAGAUGAUACAUUGGGGAAGCUGGAUGCUACAUCAGUGUUAUCAACUUCAGCUUCUAGUGAGACCCAAAUUACAAGUGUCAUGGCUUCUGAAGGGAAAAAAGUGAAACCGUCAUCAUCUCUUUUUGAUAUGAAAGACUUGAGAUCUUUGUGUCUCAAGGUCAUUGCUAUUAUGCUUAAUAAGUAUGAUUCAUUCGAUUUUGGUUCAGUAUUUUGGGAUAUAUUUUUUACAGCAAUCAAGCCCUUGGUUGAUAAAUUUAGGCAAGAAAGUGGCAGCAGUGAAACACCCAGCUCAUUGUUUACUUGUUUUCUGGCAAUGAGUGAAAGCCGAAAGCUAGCUUCAUUUCUUCAGAGAGAAAAAAUGCUUGUUCCUAAUAUUCUGGCAAUCCUGUCUGUUAAAGGUGUGUCAGAGUCCAUGAUAUCAGCUGUUCUGACUUUUGUUGAGAAUCUUCUGGAUUUGGAUGAUAUAAAUAAUGAAGAUCAAGAUAAGGCCUUGCUAGAAGAAAUUCUUUUGCCUCACCUUGAUAUUCUUUUCACAAGUAUGCAGAAUCUCAUACAGCUUCGACAUAAGAAGAGAAGCAGGAAAAACACCACUGGUCUUGGUAAGAGAGUGCUCAGAUUAUUUCAAUCAUUGGGAAAAUAUGUGACAAAUUCGGAAGCAGUGAAUCAAUUCAUUGAUGGUUUAUUACCAUUCCUUGAUGUCAAGAAAGAUAGAAACGAUGAGCAUUAUAUCGAAAUACUUUCUGUUGUGAAAGCGGUUUUGCCAGCACUGGAAGAUGGAAUUUCCCUUAAAAUGCUUAAUACCUUCAGUUCAUUGCUUACUUCGGCUACAUUGGAUGUUCGAUUGGCCAUUUGUGAUAUUCUCAGAAGGCUGGCAGAAAAGGAUUCUUCCUUGGCCUUCGUGGCAGAAUUGGUAUGGGAAUUAAAUGCAAUGUCACCAGAUAUGAUUGGAGAAUAUGAUUGUGAUAAAAGGCUAUUUGCAUAUGAGAAAAUAGCCUCUAAAAAAUUUACCCAUAUUGGCGAGCCAUGCGCCUUGCUUAUUCUCUCACAUUGUGUGUAUGAUUUGUCUUCACAAGAGCUUUCUCUCAGGGAUAGUGCCUCUGCAUGUCUUCUUUCUUUUAUUGAGUUUUCUGGUACAGUUUUGGGAAGUAAAGAGGAUGUGCAGCAGAAUGAGAACCAAGACGACCAAAGUGAUAAGAAAAACAACCAUGGAAAGGAUGGGUCAGGAACUAUUAUUCCUUGCAUGAUAGAGAACAAGAACAACUGGAGUAAAAUAUCUGUUAAACGUGUAAUCUAUAGAUUUUUUCUCUUACAUUUAAGGAAUUCUAUGACAACUUCAGAGACAGCCAUCCAAAGGGAAUGGAUGGUUAUACUGCGUGCAAUGGUGACCAACUUAUCUGAUAUUACAACUCUGAAUGAAUUGAAGCCUCUUUCCAGCACAGAUUUAGAAGUUGACUUCUUCAGUAACAUUCUUCACAUUCAGAAGCACAGGAGAGCAAAAGCAAUGACACGUCUUAGGAAUCUCGUGGAUGCUAGAAAUCUAUCUGAGGAAAUUCUCAUGCAAAUAUUUGUGCCUCUUCUUUUCAAUAUGUUGCUUGAAUCCAAAAGUGACAAGGAGGGACAUGUCAUUAGCUCUUGCAUAGAAACUCUUGCAUGUAUUUCUGGUCGGAUAAGAUGGGAGUCUUACUUCAGCCUGUUGAUGAGAUCCUUUCGUCUCAUGGCUUCCAAGCAUGAAACUAACAAGAGACUUGUACGGCUGAUUUGCUCUUUAUUGGACAGCUUUUGUUUUGUUGAGAGAAAUUCAUCAUAUAUAGAUUUAGACAAGCAGGAUCACCAAACUGAGCACAAAGAAAUAGUUAGGGAUGAGAGAAUAAUGGAUUUAAGUAAUAGCUGUGAUAAAGACAUUGUUAUUUCUCCUCAGAUACAGGAACGCUUACAAAAGAGCAUCCUUCCUGAAAUGAAUAAAAUCAUGAUUUCUAACUCAGAUGUUGUAAAUGUUUCAGUUAGCCUUGCUGCAGUGAAAUUGUUGAAACUUAUGCCAAAGGGUACAAUGGAAUCAGAGCUCCCUCGCAUUAUACAGCAGAUUGCUAAUUUGCUGAAGAGUCGUGCUGAUUCUGUAAGAGAUGAAGCAAGGACUGCCCUAGCUGCAUGUGCCAAGGAAUUAGGGCCACAGUAUUUACAAUUGAUUAUUAAAGCACUACGGACAACAUUGAAAAGGGGAUAUGAAUUGCAUGUGCUAGGGUAUACAAUGAAUUUUAUACUGUCAAAAUUUCAAUCAUCCUUGGAUAUUGGAGACAUUGAUUAUUGUUUGCAGGGUCUUUUAGAAAUUGCAGAAAAUGAUAUUAUGGGUGAAGUUGCUCAAGAAAAGGAAGUUGAGAAAAUUGCUUCCAAAAUGAAAGAGACAAAGAAUAGCAAGUCUUAUGAGAGUUUGCAACUGAUUUCUCAGAAUAUUACGUUCCAUAGACGUGCUAGUGCACUGCUUAAACCUGUUGAGCACAAUCUUCAUAAAACACUCGCACCCAAAGAAAAAGUUAAAGUUGAGUCGAUGCUUCGGUAUAUAGCUGCUGGCCUUCAGUCUAAUAUAUCCUUAGGUCCACAAGAUUUGCUUGUUUUUGUAUAUGGUUUGGUUGAGGAUGGUUUGCAGGAUGAAAAGAUUGGUAGGAGGACUGAUUUUAUUACCUCACCAGAGAUGGAAUCUUCUAGAUCAACUAACUCAUCCAACAAUCUAAUGAAGGGCACUGUGGAUGAUAUAGAUGCACCAAAUAGGUAUGUAAUUACAGUGUUUGCAUUGAGACUUCUUGAACACCAUCUGAAACAUAUCAAAGCGGAUAAGAAUGAUCAUCACAUAAUAUCCAUGUUAGAUCCCUUUUUGGAACUUCUACAUCAAUGUCUCAAAUCCAAAUAUGAAGGAGUUAUAUCACAGUCUGUAAAAUGCUUGGCUUUACUAUUGAGAUUCCACCUUCCAUCCAUAGACAUUCUUGGGGGAAACAUUACCUCGUUGGUUUUUGAUAUGGUUCAGAGAUCAGGAAAGAUUCAUAGUCCCUUGAUGCAGUCUUCCAUCAACUUACUUAUUGUGCUUUUAAGAUAUGCAAAUACAACCAUGUCAGAUGUUCAGUUAAAAAUGCUUCUACAGUCUCCAGUUUUCAUUGAUUUGGAAAGUAGCUCAAAUACCAUUGCACUGUCACUUUUAAAGGCAAUUAUUGGGCGGAAGCUCAUGGUUCCAGAUCUUUAUGAUUUGAUAACUAGAGUUGCACAUCUAAUGGUCACUAGUCAAAUUCAACCUAUCCGCAAGCAAUGUAGUCAAAUUCUAUUAAAGUUUCUCCUUGACUAUCCUCUUGGUGAGAAGCGUUUGCAGCAACAUAUAGAUUUUUUGGUUGCAAAUCUCAGCUAUGAACACACAUGUGGCCGAGAAGCUGUGUUAGAAAUGUUACAUGUGAUCAUUCAGAAAUUUCCGAGUAAUGUGGUUGAUGAACAAGCAGAAACCUUUUUUCUCCCAUUAGUGGCACGUUUGGUUAAUGAUAAUGACAAGGGUAUUCGGGCUAUGGUAGGAUAUGUCUUGAAAGAAUUGAUUGGUCGUGUGAGUCAGCGGCCGUUGCAACGGAUGCUAACAUUUGGUCUCUUGUGGUAUAAGGGUGAGAAGAAACAGCUAUGGUGUCCUGCUGCACAGGUUUUAGGUCUCUUGAUAGAAGUGAUGAAGAAAAGUUUUCAGGCACAUGUUGAAGAUGUGAGAUCUAGAGCAAUUGACAUCUUAAAAUGUGCAGUUGCUGCAGCUAGUAAUGAAAAAUCUGAGGCUGCUGAUAUUGAAAUGCUGGCUUUUUGGCAAGAGGCAUAUUAUUCACUCAUCAUGUUGGAAAAGUUGCUACAUCAAUCUCCCGAAAUUUCCUUACACAAAGACUUUGAGGAAAUAUGGGACUUGAUUUGUUCGCUUCUAGUUCAUCCACAUGUGUGGUUGCAAAAUAUUUCUGGCCGUCUUAUAGCUAUUUACUUCUCUACUUGUGGAUCUGAAGUAGUUACAAAGAGCCAGGCAAAUGGAAAAACUGCAAUGCUUUUACAACCAAGCAGGCUCCUACUACUAGCUGCAUCUUUUUGUCAUCAACUUGACAUGGACAUGGAUCUUCUUGAUAACUGCAUGGGUGAUAUGAGUAUGGUUGUUGAAAAUCUUGUAUAUGUCACCUGUGCCCUGUAUUCCUUUGUGAAAAGCAGGCCACAAGUAGAUCUGAAGGAUUUCUUUUCUACCCUUGAUGCACACAAUCAGUCACUUAUAAUGGAGGCACUAGCAUUGCUUGGUUCAAAAACUUGUACAAAGGUUUGUGCCUGUUUGCUUUCUAGAGAGAAGAAGGAUGUUUCUGAACUUGAGGACAAAAAUGAAUUUCAAGAUCUUGAAACAUCGUUAUAUGAACCCAUCUUUAAGAAGAUGGGAAAAAUCGCACGUCAAGCGAAAGAUUUACAGACUAAGGCCGUCUUCAAGUGGUAUAAAGCUAUUUCCACUCAUCAGGGCCAUGAAGGAAUCCAACGCUAUGGAUCAACAAUAUUACUACCAUUGUAUAAGAUCAUAGAAGGUUAUGCAGGGAAUGUGGUUUCUGGGAACUUGAAGCUAUUGGCGGAGGAAGUUCUGAACCACAUGAAAGAUAUCAUGGGGGUUGAGGGUUUUGUGCAAGCCUAUAAUUUAGUGAGGCAGAAAGUCAAGGCAACCCACAGCAAGAGAAAGCAAACAGAAAAAGUUUCUGCACUUGUUAACCCAAUUCGGCAUGCACAAAAGAAGAGAAAGUUAGCAGUGAAACGCCAAGCUCAGAAGAAACGAAAGGUCAUGAAAACCAGGAUGCAGAGAAGCUGAAGCGUUGUAACAUUGUUAUGCUGGUCACCAUCUACUUGCUUCUCUUGGGCUUGGAGAACGUAGGAUUUCUUGUUGUAGAAAGUGUGGAUGCAGGAAGACUUUCUUUGAAGAAGCUUGAUUCAAGCUCACAUGUACCAUUGUAGGAGUAAUUCAUUUCAGCAGCUUCUACCUAGUUCUAUUAUCAAGAAUAUAAACACCUAUAAUUUUCAUAGGUGUUAGGUAGCAUGGUGGAGCAGCUUUAAAUUUGUGUAAAUUGUGACUAAUGCAGGAUGACUCAUGUAUAUAUAUUUGUGUCACCUAUCACAGUCAUGCAGAAAUUUGAACUUCAAUAGGGUUUGUUCUUAGCAAUCUAGAACACCGAGUGUCAUCAGUUUUGCACAAAACAAUUUUCGGUCCAUUCCUUCGUAUAUUUAUUUCUUUUCCCUUUUCCUUGGAUACAUCAAAAAGUUCUUUCUGGCUACAAUUCUUUCAAUGUUUAGCUUGUCUUUGUAAUAUUUAUCUUUCAUAUCCAUGCAAAAUUGCAUA